GUUUUCUCUAGCAUGGCAACCGCGGCGGUUGGGCGCGUGCUGGCGGGGGGCCGCGGCUGGAGCACAGCGGUCAAAGCCAGAAAGCUGCCGGUGGGGUCGAAGAUGGGAAGGCUAAUCUGCAUUACCACUUCAGCAUCGCAGAAGAAAAGUAAUGUUCCUCCAGGACCUAAACAAUACACAGAAUCUUUUAUUAAAAAACAGAUUGAAGAGUUCAACAUAGGAAAGAGACAUUUAGCUAACAUGAUGGGAGAAGAUCCAGAAAGUUUUACCCAAGAGGAUAUUGAUAAAGCAAUUGCCUAUUUAUUUCCUUCCGGUCUAUUUGAAAAAAGGGCCAGGCCUUUCAUGAAGCACCCUGAGGAAGUGUUUCCAAAGACAAGUGUUAUUCAAUGGAAUGAAGAUGGUCGUCCAUUUAAUUUUCUUUUUUAUACUGGCAAGCAGUCAUACUAUUCUUUAAUGCAUGAGAUGUACAGUAAAUUACUACAUAUUCAAAAUUACCAAGAUCAACUGUAUGCUCAAGGAUUGCUUUCUGAGGAUAAAGCAUCUAUGAACCUGAUUGGCAGCAGAUGGCUGAUUAAAGAGGAAUUGGAAGAAAUGUUAGUGGAAAAACUGUCAGAUCAAGAUUAUUUAAGGUGUAUUCAGCUGCUGGAAAGAUCAGUAGCACUAUCAUACUGUGAUAUAGAAGAAGAUUAUCUACUUAAAUUUCGCAAGCAAUUACCUAUACAAUCCAAAAAACAAUCAUUUGAACCCCUGAAAUACGAUGAGCAAGGAGUGGCCUUUAGCACUGCAGAAGGUAGGAGAAAGUCAGCAAUAGCAACUGCUACACUUCAUGCAAAUGGAAGUGGAAAAUUCACUAUAAAUGGAGAUAAUUAUUUACUUUACUUCCCAGUGUUGCAGGACAGAGAACAGCUGAUGUUCCCGUUCCAAUUUCUUGAUCACUUAGAGAAGUAUGACGUAGUCUGCUCUGUAUCUGGAGGAGGAAGAAGCGGACAAGCAGGAGCAAUUCGCUUAGCCAUAGCAAGAGCUUUAUGUAGUUUUAUUACUGAAGAUGAAGUAGAAUUCAUGAGGCAAGCUGGUCUCCUCACGUCUGAUCCCCGUGUGAGAGAACGGAAGAAGCCUGGCCAAGAGGGAGCCCGCAGAAAGUUCACAUGGAAGAAGCGCUAAAACUGAAAAUGUAUUUUAUAGGAAUCAAUCUUUGUAAUUAAACUGUAUUUUACCUUUCCUGCCA
Molecule: messenger RNA, 1225 nt
Organism: Protobothrops mucrosquamatus (brown spotted pit viper)
Lineage: Eukaryota; Metazoa; Chordata; Lepidosauria; Squamata; Viperidae
Gene: MRPS9
Product: mitochondrial ribosomal protein S9
Exons: 11
Coding region: 13-1161 (382 amino acids)
Biological process (GO): translation
Cellular component (GO): mitochondrial small ribosomal subunit; ribosome
Molecular function (GO): RNA binding; structural constituent of ribosome
Source: RefSeq, a predicted model, not a curated record